Molecule: messenger RNA, 2594 nt
Organism: Paramormyrops kingsleyae
Lineage: Eukaryota; Metazoa; Chordata; Actinopteri; Osteoglossiformes; Mormyridae
Gene: nufip1
Product: nuclear FMR1 interacting protein 1
Biological process (GO): box C/D snoRNP assembly
Cellular component (GO): nucleus
Molecular function (GO): RNA binding
Source: RefSeq, a predicted model, not a curated record
UUGUACGUAUAUAUAAAGACAGAGACGACAUUGCUUCGAUCCCAUAUUUUAAUUGUGUAUUUGUACGGUAUUAAUUAACGUUAUUAAACAACCUUUCCGAAAAGAGUGACCGGCCUGUUUCCGGAUAUGACGUAUGACGCAUGACGUAUUACCCACAUGGCUUGGAAGCAGAGUGGAAGACAUGUGCAAGGGAAUCCAAACAAGUUUACGAACGUCGUCUUGUUGCUGAAGUUUAUGUCGCCAUGAACGAUUUUAGUCAAUUUCCACCUCCAUUUUUCAGCAGCCCAACCCAAGACUCUGUACUCCGACCUCCGGUGUUUAACUGGCAGCCUCGUCCCGGCAGUUUUAACUCUGGUAAUGGGAACUGGUUUCAGCCUCCAUCUGUUCCGUGGGUUAGAAACCCUCCAGUGAAUUGUUACAGAGCACCUACGCAUUGGAAGAGUGGCUUUGAUCCAAACCGUAAUGAUCGGCAUUUCAAUACGGGCUAUCAACGUCAUCUCCAGGAAAAUGCACACGUGGGGAGAAAUAAGAAAAAGAAAAAGGAACCAGUGUUUAUGCAUUUCUGUGACACCUGUGACAGAGGUUUUAAAAAUCAAGAGAAGUAUGAUGAACAUUUGGCACAGCAUGUUAAGUGUUCAGUGGAAGGCUGCAGUUUCACAGCUCAUGAGAAACUUGUCAGCAUUCACUGGAGAAAUAGCCACGCGCCUGGAACCAAGAAGAUCAAACUUGACACUGCAGAAGAAAUCGCAAAAUGGAGAGAGGAGAGAAGAAGGAACUAUCCCACUGUAUCCAAUGUGGAAAGGAAGAGAAGGAUACUGGAGGAUCGAGAAGAAAGGGGAGAGGUUCUGGAAACGGCGCAGUUUGGGCGAAUGAGAGGAAGGGGUCGCGGCUUCCAUCAGCGAGGCAGGAGGUUCCAAAACAACCAGAGAAGGGCAUGGUCAAGGCCGGGGAUGCCUGGCCAUAUGAUGGGAAUGACCACAGCCCCACCCCUUAAACGUAGCCCCAAAGACGGAGAUCCACUUGGAGCCAUUGUUAACAGUGACCAAGAGUCUGACAAGGACGAAACAGCCGACGCUGGAAAAGACGGCCUGACUGUGACCCCGAAGCACAUGACCUCCGGUCUAGGUGCCCUCGUGGCCAACUAUGACUCCACCUCUGAGAGUGACCAGGAGCCAGAGGCUCUGCCUAUACUGAAGGUCAGCAAGGUGCUUGAGGAGAACCGGGUCAUGCUGAAGACCGUGCCUGAGAGUGUCAAGGGUCAGCCACCUCCCCGGGGGUCAAGGGCUCCCGCAGCUACUAGUGCACCGUGGGCCGGCACUGCCCCUAAUAGGCCAGGAAGAGGGGGGCGUCCUUUCCGAGGCCCGAAUGCACCACAGCAGCGCCGCCCUACACUACUGGAGAUGCUGCUGGCCCCGGAGAUACGCCGCGAGAGGAAUGUCCUCCUGCAGUGCGUCCGCUUUGUCGUCCAGAACGCUUUCUUCGGGCUGGACGACAAAGCUGAGGAGAGCACUGCAGUGGACAGUGGUUCGGUCACCAAGCUCGAAGGAAAGCGCCGACCGUGGACUGAAACUGGAGAAGCCACAUCUGCUAGAAAUCACCAGUAUGGGCUUGACCUUUCUGAGCAGAAUGUUGGGGUUGGUAGAAGCCAGCAUGCCUCAGAACCUCCCAGCCUAGAUGGGUCCACCCAAGACCGUGGGCAGGACUCCGGCAAACCUGGAUCGUUAACCGAGAAAACGUCAGCAUCUCUAGGCCACUGUACAACAGGAAGUGACCAAAACAGUCAGCUGCCUGUAGAAGCUGAGGAGCAAACGGGGAAUAUGUUACCUGAGGAGCAGGAGGUGGAUGGAGAUGUGCGUCACUCUGAGGACAGACAGCGCAGUGGGAAUACUCAGCAUGGAGGUCUUGGCUCACCAGGGGACGAUUCCGGUACGCGUGAAGAGCAGAAUGCCCAACCAGCUAUUCCUGUGGUGGAUGAGGACGUUUGGGAAAUCUCUGAAGCGUAUACUCAGAACAUCUGAAAGUAAAUCUCCAUGAAUCAAUACCCUUUUGUGUAUGCAUGAAUAAAUUCUGACAACUUAAAAUCUAAGCCCAAUUUUUGAAUAUUAAUGUCGGCAAAUUAUUACGAAAGUCCAGUUAAAGUUCUUUUCUAGCUUUUACGAGCCAUUAAUUGUCAAUCAAGAAGACUGGUUACCCCACCAAAUAAUGCAAGUGAUGUAAGCCUGGUUAGUAAAUAAGUCCUGACUUUGACUUCCAUUCAUUUGUAGCUCUGCUGGGUGUGUUGCUGGACUUCAGCUGGGCCUGUGCACUGAGCGCUUCCUCGUUGCCUGCCUUUUCCUCUAAGGGCACGUGCCGUCAGUCUCUGCAGUCUGAGACGUACGAUGGCUCUAUAAAACUGCCUCAAACCAAGUAUUUUGUGUUCGGUUUAUUUCUUUUUAAUAUGUGUAUGUUUGCAUAAAUUGAGUGGUUAUUCAGGCUGACCAUUUAUUAAAAACAUGUAGUUCUGUCAUGUUUUUUGUUUUAUGACACAACAUGUAUGACAAAAAGCCUUCGUUUUGGUUCAUGUCAGCAAGUAAUAAAGUUAUUUUGCCUCUGAA